GUUUAUUUACCUGCUACCGGCUUCCCUGACACACAUUGAACCAUGGCAACUGGAAAGAGGCUGUUGAUGGAGCUGGACCUGGAGCUGAUUCAAAGGACUUUUUUUGCGAGACGGAAGCAACAGAAGAGGAGACGGAGGUGGUCUGUACGUCCACUAAAUCAGUCGAGGCAGAGGACGGGAGAAUACGCGUCUCUUGUUCGACCUCUGAGGGAUGUUGACGAGGAAAUGCACUUUGUGUAUUUCCGCAUGUCAGCUGGGAGAUUCGACGACCUUCUUCGUCGUGUGGAGCCACACAUACGGCACCAGAACACACACAUGAUGCCGGUUAAUGCCGCCCAGAGACUAGCUGUGGCGCUACGACGGUUAGCCUCUGGUGGAAACCAACAGGCUGUAGCGGCGAGCUACAAACUGGCAUCCUGCACGGUGUCCCGUAUUGUGUCCGAGGUGUGCAAGGCGUUGUAGACAGCACUGCAGCCAGAUUACCUGCCCUGUCCUUCAACCAGCCAGUGGACAUCGGUAGCAGCGGACUUUUGGCGGCUCUGGAACUUCCCGAACUGCGUUGGCAGCCUCGACGGGAAGCAUGUCACGAUCAAGGCACCACCUCAUGCCGGGAGUGACUUCUUUAAUUAUAAAGGUAGUCACUCUAUUGUUCUGAUGGCAACCUGCGAUGCCAGGUAUCGCUUCACGAUGGUGGACGUCGGAGGAUAUGGACGGGAGAGCGACGGCGGCGUUUUCAAAGAAAGUGCAUUUGGGUCACAGCUUGUGAACAACAAAUUGAACUUGCCGCCAUCAGCGUUUCUUCCCGGGACCAGGAGCGAUGCCCCACACGUGAUUGUUGCGGAUGCUGCCUUCCCCCUGCAUAACAACAUCAUGCGUCCAUUUCCAGGGGCAAAUCUGACCAGGGAGAAGAGAAUUUUCAAUUACCACCUUUCCAGAGCCAGGAGAGUAAUUGAAAAUGCCUUCGGAAUUAUGGUGGCACGGUGGAGAAUUCUUGGGCGGGCGAUAGAGUUCCUGCCAGACAAGGCUGGGGAUGUGGUCAAGGCUUGUGUAGUUCUCCAUAACUACCUGGCCUACACAGAUGAGGGGACCACACCCGAGAGCCGCUACAUCCCGCCCUGGUACUCAGAUACAGACUCGGGGGGAACUGUACAUCCUGGUGAGUGGCGCAGAGUGGUGGCUGACGACACCAAUCUGUCACAGGCAGCUCCGAUGUCAAGGGCCCGUUCUUCCAGAGCUGCUAUUGGUGUGAGGAACAACCUUAUGGAGUUCUUUCUUUGCAUACAAACAUGGUGCAAAACAUAA
Pleuronectes platessa (European plaice) is the source of this 1302-nucleotide messenger RNA. RefSeq lists its product as uncharacterized. NCBI's taxonomy places the organism in Eukaryota, Metazoa, Chordata, Actinopteri, Pleuronectiformes, Pleuronectidae. The record is from RefSeq and is a predicted model, not a curated record. The transcript has 2 exons. Bases 655 to 1302 code for a protein of 215 amino acids.